AUGACCGUGCGGUACGCGGCGCCCGAGGUGAUCGGCGCCUUCCAGCGGGGCAUUUCGCUGGACCGGGCGGCCUUCCUGCCGGCGGACAUCUUCAGCGCGGCGGUCAUGCUGCUGGAGUGCCUCACGCGCGCGGUCCCCUGGCCAAACAUGGACAUGCAGGGGAUUGUAUCCGCCGUGCAGGCCGGCCAGCGUCCGGGCGCCGACGCGCUGCCGGUCGCCGUGCAGGACCUGGCCGGCCAGCGUCCGGGCGCCGACGCGCUGCCGGUCGCCGUGCAGGACCUGGUGCGAGCCGCCUGGCAGGCGGACCCCGCCAUGCGGCCCCAUGCGGCCACCCUGCGCCAGCAGUGUGCCGCACUGUUCGUGGCCGUCGGCGGCCUGGGCCAGUGA
Molecule: messenger RNA, 387 nt
Organism: Fonticula alba
Lineage: Eukaryota; Rotosphaerida; Fonticulaceae
Exons: 2
Coding region: 1-387 (128 amino acids)
Biological process (GO): protein phosphorylation
Molecular function (GO): ATP binding; protein kinase activity
Source: RefSeq, a predicted model, not a curated record